AUGUUAAAGCACUUAUACACAUCCUUGAGAGAUUCUGCCGAGGAGAGACAGGACGCGACAUUGCUCAAGGACGAAAAACACCUUCCACUAUACCUUGAGACGGACCGAUUUACGCUCUGGAUAAGACGGGUGUCAUAUGCGGCAUGUGCAGCACUUUUCACAACUUGUGCUGCUAUUUUGAUUGUAUGGUCCUUGGCAGCGACCCAGGGCGAUGCGACGUGGACGAGUUGCGGUAGAUCUCCUGAAGUCGCGAGGAUGAACGGAUGUAAUUAUCAUCCCAUGCUGUCUGCAUGGAUUCCUCCUGAAUGUUCCACCCUUGAACUGAUGGAAGGUUACGACCCAUAUGCCGAAGGGGAAUGGUAUUUGGACGACAACUCGAUGCAGCCAGCAGACAGAGACAUGUUACGAGCUGGUGAAGUUCGGUUCGUUUACACGGCGAAUGCAUUCCACGUUCAACAUUGUACCUACGCAUGGAAGGUACUGUCGUGGGCUGUUGAGAACCGAAGAUCGCUGAUUAACAUACAGCUCUGGUAA
This is a messenger RNA of Glarea lozoyensis ATCC 20868, 534 nucleotides long. RefSeq lists its product as uncharacterized. Bases 1 to 534 code for a protein of 177 amino acids. The record is from RefSeq and is a predicted model, not a curated record. The transcript has 2 exons. NCBI's taxonomy places the organism in Eukaryota, Fungi, Ascomycota, Leotiomycetes, Helotiales, Helotiaceae.